Messenger RNA from Erythranthe guttata (spotted monkey flower), 1089 nucleotides. NCBI's taxonomy places the organism in Eukaryota, Viridiplantae, Streptophyta, Magnoliopsida, Lamiales, Phrymaceae. The record is from RefSeq and is a predicted model, not a curated record.
AUGAAAUUGAAUUAUACGAAAAGUUUAUCGUUCUCCACAAAAUUGGCGUUCAGGGAAUGCGUCCUGAUGGAUGACGAAGAUGUUGGGGUGAUGAUGGAUUACGUUGAAAAAUUUUCAAUCGACAAAGUAUUUGUGAAAGUUACCUUAAAAGAUGGACUUUUCCCUAUUGCAUUUGCUAUAGUUAACGAAGAAAGCGAUGAUAACUGGGACUGGUUUUUAGCAUUGUUAAAACAGGCAAUAAACGACGAUCGUGUGUUCACGUUUAUUUCCGACAGACAACAUGGCAUUCUGGUCGGGGUUAAAAAAGUGUUUCCAGACUCUUUCCACUCAUUUUGCCUCAGGCACAUGACAGGUAAUUUGAACAACAAGUUUAAAUGGGUCCCAACUGGUUACAUGGAGGCAAUCGUUGGCCAAUUUAUAUCAUGUGCAUUUGAAUUAUCAAAGACAUCAAUCGACAAGAAGAUUGAGAAGCUUAAAGCUAGUGGGUCAACUAGAAUUGUCAAUUUUUUGAAUGACUUGCCUUAUCACAAUUGGGCGAACGCAUAUUUCAAAGGGCAACGAUAUGGAGUGAUGACCUCAAGGAGAGAUAAAUCAUCCAAGUGGUCGACCAUAUGUUGCCCCAAGUACGAGAAAUCUUUGGUAGAGCUUGAACUCGAAUGUAGGACAUGGAAAGCUGAGAAGGCUGCAGAUGGUAUUUACGAAGUUCUUAGUGACCCGUCCAUGGUCAUAGAUUUGUCACAAAAAACUUGCACAUGUCGAAAGUGGCAGAUACUUGGGUUCUCGUGUGUUCAUGCGGUCUAUGUAUUAGUCAAUGAGACGUCACAACCGUACGAUUACAUUGACAAAUUACAUUACGCAGAAUAUUACAGGGAAUGUUAUGCCUCACCCAUUUAUCCGUUUGUGAGGCACAGUUCAAGGGAUGAUGAAGUUUGCGUUUGCCCUCCUGAAUUUAAAACACGUCGUGGUAGACCAAAGAAGAAGAGGAUACCGUCUGUUGGCGAGAAGAUAAAAAGGAAAAUAAGAUGCGGGAGAUGUAAAGAACUCGGUAAUCACAACAAGAAGUCUUGUACAAAUCCGAUGUAUUCUUAG